Molecule: messenger RNA, 4340 nt
Organism: Homarus americanus (American lobster)
Lineage: Eukaryota; Metazoa; Arthropoda; Malacostraca; Decapoda; Nephropidae
Product: organic solute transporter subunit alpha-like
Exons: 8
Coding region: 1336-2502 (388 amino acids)
Biological process (GO): transport
Molecular function (GO): transporter activity
Source: RefSeq, a predicted model, not a curated record
GCCACUCGUUGCGGAGGUUAAGAGGUGAAGGGCUGUUGUCUUGUCUGGUAACAACAAGAGGCAUUAAUGGUGGCCAGUGAACGAGGAGAAGGACCAUAACGUCAAGAAUAUAGUGUCAUACAGGCCAGAACCACUCAAGAUUAACGCCAGUGCCAUAAAAACGUGUUUGUUGACGCAGUGUGGAUGUGACGUCACGACGCUGCACUGCUCAGGUGUGUAAUAAAGGGAGACGGAAACGCGAAGGUGACUCUUGAAAUUUCGAACCUUGUCAAGAAGUUCGAACCCUGGAACGACGAAGAUUCAAUCCUACAGAACAAACUUUGAACACUGAAUAUCAUCCUUUGGAAAAACAAGUCGAAUAUAAAGGAAGUGUGAUAAACAGGAAGUGACGUAGACUUCGUAAAUAUAAAGAUAAACAAACUUUCGAAACAUGACAGGAGUUGAUAAAUUGUGUUUAGUGUCUCAAUUAGCCUUGAUGACGUAAGCCUCCGGUAGAUUCCCUGUUUGAGGGUCACCUUCACCAAGUCAAGGUGACGCUGCCGUUUCCAACCCACCCCAUCCCUCUCCCAGAUAACAGGACGCCCGUAAGUUGACUCUCUCGCCAGUCGUCAGCUGAAGGUCUAGGUGGAAGGUUGUCUCUCGUGGUCGCUCCAGCCGUCUCGUGAAGGGUCGUCCGAGCCAUCUAAGAGUCCUUUGUAAGGCUUCCAAACGUUACGUGCUACACCUCCAUUCGCCCAGACGUUUAGUUAGGAUUAUCAACCAACCAAUUAGAUUCCACGGCUAUCUCCAACCUACCAAUCACUGGCCACGCUAUAUCUAAGCAACCAACCACCUUCCAGGAAGAAUAUUUUGCCAACCAAUUCCCACCCAGACAUGGUAUCUAAUCUAUCAAUGACGUCUUAAGAAAUAUUGCACACCUAACCUACCAGUUACCUCCAGAGAGUACAUCCAGUUAACCAAUCACCUUUCAGAAAGAGACUCUAACCAACCAAUCAUAAAGUAUAUCUAACUAACCACUAUCAAUAUGAUGAUGGUAAGGACAGACUGCAAUAAUUAAUGAUAAAUUAGACGCACAGACAUCGGUGAUCAUAGUUUUGGUGACUCGUACGAUUAGAAAAACACACAGAUGGUGAUUGUUACUUGGUGACAUAAAAAAAGAAAUUCACUGACCUUGGUGAUAAUUUGGUGACUUCAACGCGCAUAAAAAAACAAAUUGGUGACUUUUUGGUGUUUUAUGAAUAACAACUAUAUCUUGGUGACGCACAAAGACUCACUGAUAGAAACUUGGUGAUUUGUUGAAGUAAGAAAGAAAAUCUAUCACCAAGAGAAACAAAAAUGGCGAUGGUGACUGAAACCGCUGAGACGUCGACCAUAGACUUAACUACAAUGGACAUGACCAACCUGACUCUAAUCACCUCCCUAACGUGUACACAAGAGGUCCUCGACUUCGAACCCUCGUGUCUACAGUUCCUUGACGCGAUGGGUAUAGCUGGCUGGUGUCUGCUGGGGAUGGCGACGGUCGCCUUCCUGGUGCUGUUGGUCAUGUACAUCGACACCGUCACCCACGUCAUCCAGCACUGCCACGUCCCUCACAAGGAAACUACCGCCAUCGUCCUCACCGUCUACCCGGUGGUCGGGCUGUGUAGCUACCUGGGACUGCUGUUCCAAAAAGCAAACCUGUUCCUGGAUGCGGCGGCUCAGCUAUGGUUCGCUCUGUGUAUGUGGCAGUUCUUCUGUCUCACUGUCACCUACUUCGGCGGAGAGUCGCGCUUCGUGGCCAAGAUUAAGGGCACGGUGUUGCCCUGGAAAGGUCCUCCUUGUUGCUGCUGGCCCUGUUGCAUCUGCCCCAAGACCACAGCCACUAAACGACAGAUCCGCUUCGUCAAGAUCCUGGUGAUGCAGCAUCCGUGGGUCCAACUCAUCGUCUCCAUCUUCCAAGUCACUUUGUGGCUAGAGGGAUGGUACACCCACAUGGACAUGCGACCCAACAAUGCCUACAUCUACAUCUAUCUCUUGUCGACCUUUUCCUUCGGCUUCGGACUCUGGGCUUUCAUCGUGGGCUUCAAGGCAUCUCUCAGGCAACUGCAGGAUUUCCACUACACGCCCAAGAUUAUUACCUUCCAGUUGUGUUUGGUGUUCCUCCGUCUGCAGGCCAUCAUCGUCAACUCCAUCCUGGUGCCCAGCGGAGCCAUUCCAUGCCUCCCACCCAUCUCACCCAGAGUCUUCGCCAAUACCUUGCUCAACUCUCUCCUGCUGGGCCAGUUAGUGGUGCUCUCAGUGCUGGCCAGACACUACUACAAAUUGCCCACUCCAAUGAUCGUGCAUCUUAACAACGUCUCCGAGAGUAAAGAAGAGGUAAACGGGAAGCCAGAGAAGAACCUCAACGAUUUCAGUUCGGCUCUGGUGCCUAAUGGAACUCCUACGAUAAACGGCAAGACCCCAGGACUCCGAGAGGAAGGGGAAGGGCACCUAGUAGACCAUAACGGCGACCCGGCUGUGUGAUGACCACCAUAUUAGGGAAAACUAUUGAAAACAUUUAAUCUUUUACAUCUUCCCCUGAACAAAAUUCGCUAUAACUCUGUAAGAUAACCUGGGCUGUUAACACGCCUAACUGUGUCAAGAUUGAAGAUACUGUAUUCUAUUUUAAUCCCAAGAUAGACAGACUUCAAUUUACUGUGCCUGUAGAACGUUAUCAAAGGGAAAGCAAAUUUGUUUGGUGGAUGGACACCAGCAUUGGCUACACUUACGCUCAUAUGACAGUGUUGAAAUAUGACCAUUUUUCUCUCGUCAGCCAUUAUUGUUGAGACCUGUGGAAUAUUGUUAUUCAUUUAUUUUAUGAUAUAUGUAUAUAUAUAUAUAUUUUGUUUUAAUUUACUUUCUUAAUUGAGGUCCAUUGUUGCUGCUGUAUUAGUGUGUUUAGGUAUUUAACCCCCCAUUCUGUCUGAGCUUGAAAACUAGACAAUAAGUUUGGAGAAUUUAAGAUAUUUUCUGAAGCGCAACAUAUGGAGUAAGAUUUUAAAAUAAUUUUCUUCGGCAUUUGAGCCAUAACCAACGAAGUAAAGCAUCUUGAAGAAUUUAUUAUAGCUUUCAGUAACAUGGCUGAGAAAUAUUUCUUUCCCUCAUACACUUUGUUACUCACACAUUAUAUUUUACCUGAUCUAUCUCUCUAGAGACAGUAGUAUUAUUGGGACCUACGGCUUAUAUUGUACCGUAGAUACGAGGAUUUAAAUGUCUUGAUUUUGAAUGUUGACGUGAUAUAUAUAUACACAGGAUAAAUAUGACAUAACUGUAUAUAUUGUGAAUGUCCAUUGUUUGUGUAUAAAGUACAAGAAAUUAUAAAUGAAUUAUUGAUAAUCAGUAAAGUACCUGAACGCCUUGUACAGUGCUCGAUGGUUAUAAAACAUCUUUGUGAGCACCAUAUUAUAGCCAGACAAUUAUUAUUAGUAUUAUAUGAUAUAAACAUGUAAGAUACUUAAUUUGGUUUAUGUUAAAAUAUGUUGUUAAAAUCCAAAAAUCUCAAAUUAUUAGAUACUAGAUUUUAUCCUAGUAACCUUACACGUCAGCCUUGAACGACAGAUGCCUUGAUGAAUCUGGCAAAUAUUCUGUAGAGUUUAAGUUAUACACAUAUAUUGAUGUUGUUAACUGACACACCAGUGUAUAUUGUGCCUUAAGCUGAAUAAAUAUAUCAUUCCCUCACCACUUGUAGAGUCAUAUGAAGCAUAUUUACCAAAUACAGGAAAAUAAAUCGCAGGGAAAUGUCACAAAUCUAACAUAAUUUAAUCGAACUUUAUCGAGGCUAUAUAAAUUACCUUCUUUUAUGAGUCAAAAUGGUUACUUGUUGUGGUAAUCUUUCCUUGUGACUUCUUUUUUCCGGACACCAGUUCACCAGCUGAUCUGCAUAAACAACGAAUCAAUUAUUUUGUUUUUCAGAUCUAAUUUACCAUUGUAUCUCUCACUAGAACUAUUUAAUCUAUGAUGUUGUUCUGCAAUUAUUUUUCUUUGACACAUUAUAUUAAACGAUUAUUUUAGUGAAAGAUUAAAGGUAAGAGGAACCAUAAUGCAAAAUAUGUUACAAGAAAAUAAGAAAUACUACUCACACAUACUGUGGACUUCAUUCAUGUAAAGUUCGUCACAUUAUAAUACUCUCACAACAAAUCAUCAGUACAUAUUUGUUCUUUUAUCUGUAGAAGUAUUUAUUGAUUCAGUUGUAUAUAUUGGUGCAUUUGAUUAACCUGUACGUCUUGUCAUCAUCUUUCGUUAAUAUGAAGUUCUCAAUUGUGAUCUGGGUUUUUCCCGUUUGUCAAAUGAUGUUUGUUUGAAAUAAAUGUAUUCACUUUAAA